CAGACAGCCCGCCAUUCGCGGUGCUGCUGCAGCUCUGCCAACACGUUGCCGCCGUUCACUCCGCCUUUCACGUUGCCAGAACGUUCACGUUCAAUAUUUCUGGUCGAUACAAGUGUUGGCUUCCUGGUGCUCUGUGUCAACUCUGUUAGUGCUCUUCUGUAGCUACUGGUUUUUGUGUAUUUGUUCUACGAAUGUUGCUGAAAAUCUUACGUUUAAUUCGAUUCAUCCUGAAAAUCGCGACUGCGUAGUCUCAAAUUUUCAAUUGCAGUGGCUUUUGAUUUGGUGAUGCUGUGGCUUUUUGGCAUCUGUUCUAAUAUCGUGAAAAGAAAACGUAUUGCAUUUUUGACGUUUCAAUAUGUUAAAAAAAGAAAAAUCUCCAUCGUCGCGAUCGUUGUACAUCGCACUAUUUGGAGCGAUACGCCGCCGCCAGCAGCGCGGAUCUCCCUUCAGACGAGAGGAGCUUGAGAAUCUGCUCGCUCACCUGCCCCACCACCACCGUCGGAAUUUUGCUGAUCUUGUCGAGAUUUUGCUCAAAAGAGAAGCACAUCGACUGAGACAGACGGGAGCUCACACUAAUGGCUCGUCUUCUUCCUCAACCAAUGUUCCUUGUUCUGUGAACGCUAACAACUGCAACCAAAGAUUAACUAUAAGGCGAGACUUAUAUCGGCCUUGCGCCACUCACGGCGAUCGAUCUAUCGCAUCUUGCUCAGCUACCUCUUCUGAAUGCACAUCUAAUUCGCGUACUCCACUCACAGAAAACCUUCGACUCAACGACGAGCAAGUCGAAAAUAUAGAACAUCUUGCAUCACCUGCAACCAGAAGCUCUGAAAACAGAUCAUGUGCGACUCCAUUACUGCGUUUGCAGAAUGUAGUGUCGACUACUGAACGUAUCCUUCCUCAACGAAAACAUUAUGUUCCUGGUAAUCAUAGAGCGCUAAAAGAAGGCCCAUCAAGAAUACAUUUGGUUCGUUCAUCACGUCCAAGACAAAACUAUUUUCGGUCUUUGUCAGCUUCUGGAGCAGUUUUAAAUACAACGUUGCCAGGCAAAUGCAACCAUUGGAGCUCGUCGUUAUCGAAUAAUGCUAAGACGUCAAGCUGUGAUGCUGGUAUCACGGCCUCAGCAGUGCUUCUCAAUGAUGCGAUGGCUAACCCUUUUCUGCGUGUUUUUGGACAGGCUGCCGACACCAAUACUGAAGCAGCAACGCCCGUCACUAGUUCGUCUUGUGAGGCAACGCGUUCACCUUCUCCAUCCCCUGCAGCCGACAGCAGUGAAAUCAGCAGCAGCAACGGUUGCAGUUCUGUCAACGCGGUGGGCGAUGCAAGCAACGGAGGUGUAAGUAGCAGCAGCAGCAACGGCAAAUCCGUUACCGCAGCAGCCGCUGCUUCUGGCAUCACAACCAACCAAAACGUCAUCAGCAGCAACCACAACUCUGUUGUCUCCACCUCCAGGAGUAGCGACAAGCACAAUAACUCUGUGGAGGCCUUAAGCUCCACGUCUUCCACAAACCCUUUUUCCCGAUCGCAUGGCGGCUCGCGAUGCGGUAACGAUAGCGCCACGCCUCAACCGCCACGACCCAUCCUUGCGCCCUCCAAACUCGGGGGAUUCAACAGCUCCGUGUCUUCGUCGCCGCUCGCGCCCGCACGUCUCGCCAGGCCCGUCGUGCUCGCUCCCCCGACGCUCUUUGGGGCAUCGUCGUCUAGUUCCCUGCGCGCCGCUUCUCCUCUCACUGCCGAGCCCCAGGCGAAGUUCAAACUAAAACCUUCAAUUCUUGGUUCUGCAGUCUCCAUCAAUCCAUUUAGCAAAGCGCCGGCCGGGGACCUGGAGCUGGACACUCCUGCAGGAGACGCGUGUAGUUCUACGUCAGGAAGCAGCUCUGAACCCUCGUCCGCUAAGUGCUCGGUCUCAUCAUCUGUCGCCUCUUCCACUAAUUCUACUUCACUGGCAUCGGACUCAGCAGCUCCAAACUCGGCUGCUGAAGCUAGUAAUUGCACUUCUUCAUCCACUCCUCCUCCAUCUCCUCCAAACUCCACCUCCAGAAAAGAUGAAGCGGUCAGCUCUAUCGCAGCUACAUCAGACGCACCUAAAUCUUUAUUUGGUGUCUUUGCUAAAGCGGAACAAAAAAGGCCUGUUGCUUGCUCGUCUCCGGCGCCUGCUAGCCAGCUAUUACCCAGCAACGGUGUCAAGCCGUCUGUCUCUUCUUUUAUCUUUGGCCAGAACCUACAGUCAAAGGUCGAGGGCAAAACCAUUGAUGACGACGGCUGUGAAGCUUCCUCCUCUACCGCCGAGAUGUCCUCCUCUGAUAACAUUUUCAGCGCCGCCGCUUCUACCUUCGCAUCGCAAAGCGCGUCGUCCACGUUGAACGGCGGCCCGUCUAAAGACCUCGAAACGUCUUCACGGGAGUUGGCUGAAAAAGAGUCGAGUGGGAAACGCAAGUUCGAGCCCGUGCAGGUGCUGACCGGCGAGGAGACCGAGUCCAACGUCAUGCAGAUGAACUGUAAAGUCUACUGCUGGGUGCGUGGCGGGUGGCAAGAGAGAGGCCGCGGGGUGUUGCGUCUCAACGACUGGGGCAGCGGAGGAGAGGAGAUGCACAGUCGUCUGCUGGUGCGCACUCAGGGAACCUACACAGUGAUGCUCAACACCAACAUCUGGGGCGAGAUGGUCGUCGACAGGGCCAGCAGCAAGAGCAUUCGCUUCACUGCUUCUGAUCCUGACGGACAACCUGUUGUUUAUCUUGUCAUGGGAUUGCCUAAGGAGAUCGACACGUUGCACAGCUCUCUGGAGUGGCGCAUCUCGAACGCCAAGCGGCGAGAAAACAACAAGAAGCCUCGUGUCAAUGAGGCCUCUGUUUAGUAAACACGCUUACUCUCAUUCUCAGGGACGGAUCAUAGUUUUUCCUCGCUAGUUCAGCUUCAAUUCAAAAAGUCUGCUCAUGUCUGUCAUGCGUGGCCAUGUAUUCUAAAUUAUCUAACUAGAUGAUAAGUUCUGUCAAUUUUUGUUCAUGAUCGGAGUGAUCAAGUAUGUCAUUAUUAUUUUUUCUGCUUGAGACACUUUCCAGCUCGGACACGCGUAGUUUCCUGCACAAAUCGUGUUUAUUGUUAACAUUCAACUGUCUUUGUAAAUAUGUACUACAAAAAGACUUAGGACCAUUCUUCGGUUCCAAGUUUGUACGCGUUCUUGAAUGUUUUGAUUUUCGGCAAAACAUAGACCGUACCCAACCAAGCUGUUGAUUUUUUUUUUCGCUUUAUGUCGUGACGCGAUCUUCUGCCGAUCCAUUUCAGUGCAAGUCGGAAAAUUUUCUCUCGUUUCGUUGUAGCUACUUUUCACUAGAAGAAAAAAAAGUUUCGUUUGACGAGAGCCAUCCAGAAAUUUCCUCUCAAUGCCUUGUUAAUGGCAUAAAAUUCAUGUGUAGUGUCAGUAGCUAGUAAUCCACGUCCAAACCUUGAAAUUCUAUUGCGAUUUCUAAUAUCCAUCCUCUUGAGAAAAUGGAGUUUUUUAUACUUAAUUAGUUGACAGCAUUCAUGGAUGAUGAUUUGGAAAAUAUUUCGAAAGUCGGAAAUUCUACUUUGUAUUCUAUCAAUUUCCUAUCAUGCUACGAUCCACUUUGCUUGGCCUAUCGACUUCUUACCAAAGCUCCGAUUGAGAUUGGUGCUACGUUGUACGUUUCACAUGCCGGUUGAACUAUUUGUACAAUUAAAGUGCAUCCUAUGGAAAGUAAACAAAAAAAUUUUUAACUUUCAUUGCCUAUAAUUUGGUUGCUCAUCGCACAUAACUGCUAUUGUGAUGAUGUUUGUCACUGACACAAGAAUUUAGAGAAUGAUACUUAAUAAUUAGUUUGCAAAUUAGAUUGCAAUCUAUGUUGAAACAAUUUCCAUUGAGUAUCCGUUAAAGGCAGUUUCGUGUUUAUGAAGGAAGUAUUAAGUGCUUAUGAAGUCUGACUGCUUUCAUUGAUUCACACAAUUCAAACUUUUUGCUUCUGUUAUUUCUUUGUCUUAUCGCUAAGAACCUCUUAUUGCCUUGAUAAUUUUUUAAUUGGUGAAACAUUCUCAAAUAAUAACGGUUAUUUGAUUACAUGGCUAGUCCGUUGUUUGUUUACAUGCCCGAUUUAUAAUGUGUGUUUUUUUGCAUCAGUCCAUAGUUAGAUGUAGAAGCCGUUAGCUCGUGCGGUCGACUGUAUAAAUUGUAUUGAAAAGUCAAAUGAAAUAAUUUCGACAGUUUCACUUAUUACAGUUCUCUAAUUCGGAUAGUCUUUGGGUUUGUUCCAUUAAAUAUUUCCAUUGUCUCUUCGUUCAAGUGGAUAGUUGCCAAUACCACUCAUUGUAAGAAUUUUUUUGUUGUUGUAUGUUCCCCCCUUGAAAUUAAAAUGACUUGUGUGUGGAUAGCAAUAUCCACGAGUGAAUUAUUUUUCAGGAAAAUUUUCAUGUCCCACUUCGUUUACAAGCGCAUUGAUUUUUUUGUAUUAAAAGGCGAUUUUUUGGCGUUGGUUUUGCUGUGGUACGUGGCUAAUUUGACUUGGUUUCGCACUGAAGUUGAAGCGUCAGGACAUACAAUUUUUCACCGGAAUUUUUUUCUGUCUUGUACAAUCUAGUUGGUAUUUUUUACACUUGUCGAACUGAAGGCAUUUCCUUCCUCAUAAGUUUUCGCAUCUUCCUUAGAGAUUGAAACGAGCCUGAACUGAGGACGUAUUUAGCAAGUUAUGUUAGCAUUCACACGAUUGCAUUAUGCGAGUCCAAAUGUGUGUUCAUGCAAGAAAUUGUUUAACAUGAAGCAAGAAGUUGACGCUAGAACCUUACUGGUUAAAGGGCAACUAUCUUAAUGGAUUAAUUUUGAACAUAUCUUCAAUAUUGAAAGAAGUUAGACUCAUUCUGUGAUGGCUUGCAAAGGAAGCACACCAAACGUCUGACUCUUAUAAUCAUUGUAAAUAUCGAUGUACAGAUACGUGGACUUACUUCAUUUGUGGCGCUUUUGUGCGACGUUUUCACACGCAGUUCGGCUUGCGUUUUAGGAGAAGUCUGUACCAGAACGAGCCUCGAGUAUUUGACGCACUUCUGGAAGCGUUUUUCAAGAUGAGGGGAUUGAAAUGCUCUCUUUAAAACGUAAAAUGUUUCUCACUUGCAAAUUUUACUUCCAUCUACGAGUAUAAAUAUUUUCCUAAUUUUUGACUGUGGAAAUUAAAUGACUACUUUGAAACCUAAAGAAUAUUUUCGACUGGAAUAUUUUUGGUGUGUGCACACAAGUUAGUUUAGUCGUACUUUUCUUUUUGUUAUUCUAAUUACUAUACUUCUUUACAUAAAAUUCAGAUAAAAAAAUGUAUUCUUUCAAUCAAUACCAUCAUUUUGAUGGGUCUGAUGUUUACUCCUAUGGAAGCAUUAUUUAUGUUUACCGUAAGUGUCGUUGGUUGAUUAGUUAGGCGUUUCUUUUGUUAUUGAAUUUUUUGAUGGUUGAAAUGGUACUCCUUAUUGCCUGCCAUGCGAGAGCCGAUAAGUUUAAGCAACCGAAAUUGCCAAUUUCUUUUUAAAUACAUUCCGUGAAUGUAGUGACUUUGCUUCUUGGAAUAAUAAAUCUGGUGUAACAUUA
Hyalella azteca is the source of this 5575-nucleotide messenger RNA. RefSeq names its product ran-binding protein 3. Gene Ontology annotation, cellular component: cytoplasm; nuclear pore. Gene Ontology annotation, biological process: protein export from nucleus. The coding region runs from base 356 to 2851 and encodes 831 amino acids. The record is from RefSeq and is a predicted model, not a curated record. Gene Ontology annotation, molecular function: GTPase activator activity. The transcript is spliced from 7 exons. NCBI's taxonomy places the organism in Eukaryota, Metazoa, Arthropoda, Malacostraca, Amphipoda, Hyalellidae.